Molecule: messenger RNA, 1029 nt
Organism: Alternaria incomplexa
Lineage: Eukaryota; Fungi; Ascomycota; Dothideomycetes; Pleosporales; Pleosporaceae
Exons: 2
Coding region: 1-1029 (342 amino acids)
Biological process (GO): NADPH regeneration
Cellular component (GO): cytoplasm
Molecular function (GO): oxidoreductase activity; nucleotide binding
Source: RefSeq, a predicted model, not a curated record
AUGUCUAUCGGCGUAGCUAUCAUCGGAAGCGGCAUCUUCGCCAAAGAAGAACACUUGCCCGCCAUUCAAGACACCCCGUCAUUGAGCCUAAAAGCAGUCUACUCGCGAUCACUCAAAUCGGCAAAAGCUCUAUCUGAGAAGCUGUCCGACGUCGAACUCUACAGCGACGACCAGGAUGGCAAGAAGUUCGAAGACCUACUGAAAAGGGAUGAUGUGAAGGGCGUAGUCAUUGCACUACCGAUCCUCGCGCAACCUGACUACAUCAAGAAAGCGCUCGCAGCUGGCAAACAUGUUUUUGCGGAGAAGCCCAUCGCGAAAGAUCUAGCGACCGCACGCGAACUGCUCUCAUGGACACAAGACUCCUCCAACACCUCUGCAGUCUACACCGUAGCCGAGAACUUCCGCUUCAUCGACUCCUACGUUUGGGGUUCCGAGCAAGUUGCCUCCCUGGGCCGCGUUCUUACUUUCCGUGUACGUGUUGCUGCCAUGGUGUCGGCAGGCAGCAAGUACUACGAGACGGAAUGGCGCAAGAAGCCGGAUCACCAGGGCGGCUUCGUGCUUGACGGCGGCGUGCACUUCGUAGCGGCGACGCGUCUUCUGCUACAAGGUGGCGGCCGAAAGAUCAAGAAGGUCAGCGCAUUCACUGCACAGCUUCAGGAGCACCUUCCGCCUGUCGACACACUCAACGCCACCAUGCAGCUGGACAACGAUGCUUCUGGUACUCUGUCCAUUUGCUUUGGUACCACCGACACUGGCUCUGAGUACCUCGUUGCGUGUGAGAAGGGCUCAGUACACGUCGCGCGCGGCAAGGUCACCAUCACCAAGGAUGGCAAAGACCCAGAGACAAAGGAGUUUCCAGAUGAGGGCAACGGCGUGAACCAGGAGAUUAAGGCUUGGGCAAAGAGUCUAGAGCAAGGAAAGAGGAACGAGAUGCAGAGCCCUGAGGAGGCGUUGAAAGAUCUGGAGAUCUUAGAGAGUUGUUUGAAGAGUGGAGAGCAGGGCGGUAAGCCAAUUGACGUCAAGCAGUAG